Trifolium pratense (red clover) is the source of this 1000-nucleotide messenger RNA. RefSeq lists its product as uncharacterized. The record is from RefSeq and is a predicted model, not a curated record. The transcript has a single exon. NCBI's taxonomy places the organism in Eukaryota, Viridiplantae, Streptophyta, Magnoliopsida, Fabales, Fabaceae. The coding region runs from base 43 to 771 and encodes 242 amino acids.
UUUUGCACUAAGCAACCACAAACUCAUUAUCCAAAAGAAACCAUGAAAGCUCUAAACACAACCACAUUAACCAUGCAAGCUCUCUGUUUUUUCAUAGUACUCAUUGUUACAAUGCAUGGAAUACAUGCAGUUGAUUACAACGUAACUAUAUCCGUCAAGUCAAGCUCUACACCUGGUGGUGCACGUUUCCGCGAUCAAAUAGGAGUAGAAUAUGCGAGACAAAAACUAGACUCCGCCACACAAUUCAUAUGGGGAUUGUUCCAACAGACCAACAACCCUGCCGACAGAAGAAACGUGCAGAAGGUGAGUUUAAUUGUGGUUGUGGAAACUGCGGGUGAUGUGCCUGCAAAUACAAAUGUAAACGACAAUAUAAUUCACUUAAGUGCAAAAUAUGUUAAUAGCUAUACUGGUGAUUUGAAAAAUGAAAUUACAGGUAUAUUGUAUCAUGAAACAACACACGUUUGGCAGUGGUUUGGGAAUAAUCAAGCUCCAGUUGGAUUAACUGAAGGUAUAGCUGAUUAUGUGAGAUUGAAAGCAAACUAUAUACCUGGUCAUUGGGUGAAACCAGGGCAAGGAGAUAAAUGGGAUCAUGGUUAUGAUGUUACUGCUCGUUUUUUGGAAUAUUGUGAUAGUUUAAGAAAUGGGUUUGUGGCAGAUUUGAAUAAGAAGUUGAGGAAUGGUUAUAAUGAUCAAUACUUUGUUGAGCUGUUGGGUAAGACGCCUGGUCAGUUGUUUACGGAAUAUAAGGCAAAGUAUGGCAAUAUAGCCUAAUUAAUCAAGGGGUUAAAUAAAUAAAUAAAUUACUAUAUAGUUCUAUAUUAAUGUGAGAGAAUAAACGACAUAUAUAUGUCGAUUAGUCUUUGUAAGUUUGUAUGAAAUUCUAAAUAAAUGUUAGCAUGCAGUUACAACUUAUCAGCUAAUUUAUGAUCUAUAAAAUAAAAGCUACGGGUUAUGUAAAAUGGUAUUUAACCAAAAGUAAACAAUAGUUGAAAUUUUACAA